ACCAAUCUCAGGAGCGAGCGUUAGUAAAGACUGUAUAUACCUCCACGCUUAUCCCCCUCUCUGGUCUUCUACCACGCCGCUCGUUAACGACGCCUCUGCACGCGCACCCGCUGCUUCGGUCGCGCACCAUAGCGCCCAAAUCCCGCUUCGCUACUCUGAAUUCUCGGCCUCUGGACCUGCGCGCCCGCUCCGAGCACCCUAGCCACACCCCGCACCAUGUCGCGGACGGUCAAUUUGGUUGUCAUCGGGGACAUAAUCUGCCCCUGGUGCUACAUUGGCGAGAAGGAGAUGGAGAACGCCGUUGAGGCCGUCCGGGAUCUGCCCAUAACCAUCAAGAUUGAGCACAGGCCAUACCAGCUCCAGCCGUCGCUCCCGGAGGACCAGGCGCUGGUCAAGCGCGAAUGGUACAUCAAUCGCUUCGGCAAGGAGAAGUUCCAGUCGAUCAUGCAAAUGAUCACCCUCCGAGGGCAGCAGCUCGGCCUAAAUAUCAAAUAUGACGGCACAAUCACGCAAACCGUGCGCGCGCACCGGCUAAGCCUCAAGGCACUCAAGGUCGGCGGGCAGCAGAUGCAGCAGACCUUCCUGCAGGCGAUCAACAAGGCAUACUUCGAGGAGAACCGCAAUAUCGGUGACUCCGACGUCCUCAGCGACCUCGCGCAGGCGGCCGGGAUCAUGGCGAAAGACGAGGCGGUGAACUUCCUUGAGUCGGACGACUGCCGGGAGGAGGUGGUCAACAUGAUGUCGGAGGCGCGCAAAAAGGGCGUGACGGGCGUACCGUUCACAAUCAUCGACGGACGGUGGGCGGUCAUUGGCGGGCAGACCGCGGAGGUGUACAUCCAGAUCUUCAAGAAGCUCGCACAGACGGAGAAAGUAGUACCUAUUUGUGAUGUGCAGUCUGGUCCUGUGUGCUCAGAUCCGUGAUUUGGCUUGCAGGAACUCCCGUGAUCGCUUCGCGCCAUGACAUCGUGCGUUUCGUUGGGGGAGGGAGACGGCUGGGGAGGACGACGGUGAGAUUCCCGUUCAUGUUGUGCCACACUAGAUGGGAGGCCGGUGGGACUCGGGCGAGCUGGGCGGGCGCGGACAGAUUUUCGCGGUUGGGGUCUGGAGGUUGUUGUGUUAGUACGUAUCUUGUUGUAUUAGUCUUAUUACUUGUUUUGCUCUGCGUUCUAUCCUACUCCUUACUCCGCGACAGCGUGCCUCACAAGACAUGUCAGCACUGCGGAUGAUGUCGCCGGGCGCCACUGCAGCCAGUCGUGUGCGCA
Fomitopsis serialis is the source of this 1262-nucleotide messenger RNA. Its product is annotated as thioredoxin-like protein. The transcript has 6 exons. The record is from RefSeq and is a predicted model, not a curated record. Gene Ontology annotation, molecular function: oxidoreductase activity. The coding region runs from base 217 to 921 and encodes 234 amino acids. Lineage: Eukaryota; Fungi; Basidiomycota; Agaricomycetes; Polyporales; Fomitopsidaceae.